UUAUGAUUAUUAAAAAAGAAGACAAUAAUAAUUUAAAUGUAAAUCCAGACUUGGCAGAAGAACGAAAUAAAGCAACCUUUGACCCUUUCAAACUUGGAAAUUUCUUUUGGCAAGGCCAGCUACAAAGACGAAAAGAAAUUUUGUCCUAUGUGGAGGCACAGGGGGCAGAAUUACGCCCAAGGGUGCCCGAAGUUUUUAUGACUAGAAUGGAACAAAUGGAGGAUGUGUCUAGACUUUCAGUAGCAAUGGCUAAUCACGCGGAGAAGGUGAUUGACGUUUUCAAACCGGAAGAACAAUUUUAUUUUAACAGCCUAAUCUGCGGGUUUAACGGCUCCCCCUUUCACUUGCACCUAAUAAUGGCAGUACCAGCAAUGAUUAAUAGCUGUGACGAUGACCAAGCAACUGAAUGGCUUCCAAAGUUGUUAAAUAGAGAAUUAAUUGCGACUUAUGCCCAAACAGAAAUGGGGCAUGGAACAAAUCUGCGUGCAUUAGAGACAACAGCAACUUAUGACCCUUCAACUGAACAAUUUAUUUUAAAUACCCCCACAAUUACCGCAACCAAGUGGUGGCCUGGAGCCUUGGGGAAGUCUGUCAAUUAUGCAGUUGUAAUUGCCCAAUUGUGGACUAAUGGAAAGUGUUAUGGGCCACAUCCAUUUUGGGUACAGCUGCGUGAUCUGGAGACACACAGAUCCUUGCCUGGCAUUACUCUCGGUGAUAUUGGCCCCAAAUUGGGGACACCUUCAAAUGACAACGGCUUCUUGCGCUUUGAAAAUUACCGUAUCCCCAGAAGACAUAUGCUAAUGAAGCAUGCAAAAGUACUACCCUCUGGUGAAUACGUCCCUCCUUUACAUGCAAAAGUUGGGUAUACUUCAAUGAUGUAUGUUCGUUCAAUGAUGAUUUAUGGACAUGCCAUUUAUCUUGCUCAGGCAGCUACAAUUGCUAUCAGAUAUUCUUGUAUUAGACGGCAAGGAGAGAUUAAGCCUGGUGCCGGAGAAGUAAAAGUCCUCGAUUACAAAACACAACAAUACCGGCUUUUACCAGUCCUUGCCCAUGUUUAUGCCAUUGCAUUUACCGGACUCUAUAUUAACCAACUUUAUCACACUGUAAUUGGAGAUAUUAAUGCUGGAGAUGUCUCAUUACUAGCCGAUCUCCACAGUUUAGGAUCAGGAUUGAAAGCAUUAACAAGCUGGCAAAUAACCCGAGGGGUAGAGCAAUGUAGACUGGCUUGUGGGGGGCAUGGCUAUUCUGAUGCUAGUGGACUCCCUUCAAUUUAUACGAUGGUUGCUGGAAGCUUGACUUAUGAAGGAGAAAAUAUAGUUAUGUUGCUACAAACAGCUAGAUCUUUAAUGAAGGUAGCAGCAGAAUGUAGUUGUGCUACUGAUUCUAUAGAGAAGAUGAAGGAAAAUGAAGGGAAGAUGAAGAAUCCGAUUACUGGAUAUAUUUUUAGAAAGCCUACUGGUUCUAGUCAAAUAAAUGAAAAUUCUAAUGUAAGGUGUGAAGAAUACAUAGAUUAUAGAGUGAGAGGAACAUGA
Molecule: messenger RNA, 1532 nt
Organism: Meloidogyne enterolobii
Lineage: Eukaryota; Metazoa; Nematoda; Chromadorea; Rhabditida; Meloidogynidae
Source: the annotation of a GenBank genome assembly